AUGGCUGAAAAUCUUGUGCAACGUUCUGAAAAGAGUAGAAAAAUGGAAGAAGUUGGCUGUGAGUAUUUUGAUGAUUUAGUAUCUAUGUCAUUUUUUGUAAAGACAAAGACCUGGAGUGGUGCAUCUUUUGUCAUGCAUGAUCUUAUUGUUGAUUUGGCUAGAACUAUAUCUGGAAAAUACAGUUGUUGUUUGUUAGAGCAAAAUGGUGACAUUGAUAAGCUUGAGAAAAAGACACGUCACCUUGGAUGUGUCAAGGAACUUUAUACUGAUAACAAGAUAUCUAGCUAUGAUUUUGAAGCUACUCGUUUACGAACCUUUUUAACAUUAGGUUCAAGAUUUUUUGAAGUCAAUAUUUCUAAGGAAGUAGUGGAGAAUUUGCUACCGAUGUUGAAAUGUUUGAGAGUUCUAUCUUUAUGUGGUCUUCAUAUAACUGAGUUAUCUGAUUUAAUUGGUGAACUAAAACAUCUUCGCUAUUUAGAUCUUUCUGGCACGAAGAUUGUGAUGUUGCCCGAAUCUGUAAGUGUAUUAUACAAUUUACAGACAUUGAAGUUAGAAAAUUGUCAUCGACUUAAAACUUGGCCUAAAGAUAUGCAUCGUCUCAUUAAUUUGAGGCAUCUUACUGUAAGUGUAAGUAGACUAGUUGAGAUGCCAAGUCAAAUAACUAAAUUGAGGAAUCUCCAAAUGUUGACAACUUUUGUUGUGGGAACGAAUAGUGGCGCAACAAUAGAAGAGUUGGCAGUUUUUCAAUGUCUACGUGGAGAACUUUCCAUUAAGAAGUUAGAAAAUGUGGUCAAUAUUACAAAAGUAUCCAAUCAAGUCAAUUUUCUGGAUAAGAAUCAACUUAAGAAAUUGAAUUUGGCAUGGAGUGUUAAUAAUGUUGUUGUUGAUCCAAAACAUGAAGAGAGUGUGUUAGAAAUGCUUGCACCUAACACAAAGUUAAAGCAGCUCAAAAUUCUUAAUUACCCGGGCACAAAAUUUCCAAACUGGGUUGGGAAUGAUUCAUUUAGCAACAUUUAUGAAGUAAGGCUUGAUGGUUGUAGGCAUUGCUCUAGCUUACCACCCUUUGGGCAACUUCCUUUCGUAAAAGAUCUUUACAUUUCAAAAUUCAGUUCGGUAGUGACAGCGGGAUCUGAGUUUUACGUGAAUAGUUCUGCGAGAAAGCCAUUUUCAUCAUUGGAAACAUUAAGCUUCAGCAACAUGUCAUCAUGGGAGCAAUGGCAUUCAAUGCAAACUGAAGAAGCAACAACAUAUGGGAAGCUCAAAACACUUACGAUCAAUCAUUGUCCUAAGCUCAUCAGAGAUUUGCCUCGCUUCCUUCCUUCAUUAGCAUAUAUUAGAAUUGUAGGACAUGAGGAACAUUCAUUAUUAAGUCUCCCAAGAAUACCAUGUGUCACAAAAAUAAGAAUUCAUCACUUGGAGAAUUCAGAUAUAUUGUACAAGGCAAUAAAUCCAACAAAUCCUUCUUCCAGUUCUACAGGAUGUUUCCCUUCCACUCUUCAAGAGCUUCGUUUGUUGUCUUGCGGGUCAUCGUUUGGAUCUCUCAAUGUGGAUUUGUUUCCCAAUCUCAAAACUCUUGAAAUUGCUUUCAGCCACCAUAUUGAAGUUGUCUCAAUGUCCGAUGGGAAAUCUCUAGAGGAACUAACAUCUUUCACUAUCCGAAGUUGUAACAAUUUUGUAUCUUUCCUAGAUGGUGGACUUAUUGCUCCCAAGCUGAGUGAGUUUAUCAUUCGUGAUUGCUCUAAAUUGAAGUGGUUGCCAAAGAAGAUGACUUCCCUCCUAUCAUUAGAGUCAUUGGCAAUCGUAGAUUGUCCUUUGAUGGAGACCUUCCCUAAAGGUGAAGGUGUUCUGCCUGUUAGUUUGUCUACGCUUGAGAUAUCAUGUGAUGUAUUUCUGAGGAUGAAAUGGAAUUGCCAAACAUUACCCCAUCUUACCAAACUUUCUAUUGGUGGAAAUUCCAGUGAAGAUAUAGAAUCAUUCCCGGGAAAGGGCUACUACCUACCACUAUUACCUCUCUUGAAAUAUGGGGAUUUUCAUAACUUAGAGGUUUAGACUAAAAUGGGAUUGGACAACUCACCUCGUUGCAAACACUUUCAAUCUUGUUUUGCCCCGAGUUGCAAACAUUGUCAGAAGAAGGAUUUCCAACCUCCCUCACCUAUUUAACCAUAAAAUGAUGUUCUCUUGUAAAGAAAAAUUACGACCCGAAGGAGAGUGGGAAUGAGGAGUACUGGACCAAGAUUAGUCACAUACCAAAUGUCAAAUUUUAAGGCUAACAUCCUAAUAAUCCACACAACAACUGAUCUUGUUGAUUAUGAUUGAGGUAUGUAUGUGUGAUAGGAGCUACUUGUAAUCUGUCGAGAUGUUUUUGUUGUUUUUCUUCUUCAUAUCAGAAUUCAGACUUUAAAAGAGUGUCUUCUUUCUUUCUUUCUUUCUCAAUGAAUGUGUGAUAGUGAUAGUGUGUUUACAAACAAUUUACACUUUAGAUUCACACACUGUUAAGUCAAACUGCUUCAAUUCAAAAUAUGCAGAAGUGUUAUUCCACAAUAAAAUGUAUACAUUUACAUUAUGUGUUUUCACUUUAAUAGUGAUAAAGUAUAAAUACAUUGUUAGCUAUUAGAAUUGUCUUAUAAUGAAAGACAGGUUUAAUUACAGGUUUAAUCUUUAAUUAUUUAUUAGUUGUUGUCAGUCUAUGCAUGUAUAUAUAUAUAAAUAUAUAUUGUUCUUGUGUAAUUACACUUGCCAUAUAAUAGUGUUCCAGCUUGUAAUUAGGGUUUUUUUCUGCCAUAUAAUACUAUUUCCCUUUUAUUUAGUCUUCACGUGUUCAAUAUUGUUAUGGCCUUUGAAAUAGGGCUGGGCAUGAAAUUUAGAAAAUUAAAAAAUUUAUUUAAAUCGACAUACCGAACACUACUGGAAUUGAAACUGGCGGAACCGAAAAUCAAAACCGAAAAAACCGCUAACGGUUAGAACUGCCUUUGAACGGUCAAUUUUUUUUGGUAAUAAACUGAUCGAAAAAACUGAAACCGACUGUUAUAUAUAUAUAUUAAUUUAUUAAGUUUAUUUUUGCUUUAU
Molecule: messenger RNA, 3066 nt
Organism: Cannabis sativa
Lineage: Eukaryota; Viridiplantae; Streptophyta; Magnoliopsida; Rosales; Cannabaceae
Product: putative disease resistance protein At3g14460
Exons: 1
Coding region: 1-2049 (682 amino acids)
Source: RefSeq, a predicted model, not a curated record